Messenger RNA from Grosmannia clavigera kw1407, 2469 nucleotides. RefSeq names its product c6 zinc finger domain containing protein. The record is from RefSeq and is a predicted model, not a curated record. NCBI's taxonomy places the organism in Eukaryota, Fungi, Ascomycota, Sordariomycetes, Ophiostomatales, Ophiostomataceae. Bases 1 to 2469 code for a protein of 822 amino acids. Gene Ontology annotation, molecular function: DNA-binding transcription factor activity, RNA polymerase II-specific; transcription cis-regulatory region binding; zinc ion binding. Gene Ontology annotation, cellular component: nucleus. Gene Ontology annotation, biological process: positive regulation of transcription by RNA polymerase II. The transcript is spliced from 5 exons.
AUGGCCGUUGGCGCUGGUGCGGGCCAAAGCCAAUUUCAGAGUCUUGGUUUCUUCACUGGCUUCCCUGAACCAGUCAUGUUCAACGCACACAAGUCACAACGGCAUCGACGGAAGUCGACCGCAGGGCUUGAGCACGUCAAGCACCGCCGGACGAGAUCGGGCUGCUAUACAUGCAGGAGCCGACGAAUCAAGUGCGACGAGAGCCGGCCGAUGUGUGAGCGAUGCAAAAAGGGGAAAAGAGACUGUGUCUACCCCGAGCCGGCAUCCAAGCAGGCAAGUGGAGGUCAGUCCAAGGAAACGCCCAGCACGAGCAGGCAGGCCAGUCCUGCCACAUCCCACGGCGAGGAUGAAGACGACGGCGAACAAGACAGCAAGCUCGACACGAUUGUCGACGACGGUGAAGCAGAGGAGGCAGCAGGCGAAACAGCAGACUCGGACAUGGAAGGCCAAGCACGGCAGCCCAUGGCCAGUUCUGGAACCAGACAACGGCCGCUGCCAAGGCGGUCGAGCACGGCCUCAUCACUGGCCAUGCAACGGAUGAUGGCUACGUCAGCAACAUCAGUCCCAGGAGACUGGGACCGCGACACGCGAAAUAGGUCAGAGACACCGUCACAGGACGGGAAGAGCCCGUCUCCGGCAUACUCGGUCUGCACCUCGGGCAGCUUCACGCCCAUCACCCUCACGCCAGUCCUGCCCGACGGGCUUGGGCCGCUGGCGCUGGGAGCCUUUGGGCCGGGAACGGCGACUGGCACAGCGGCACCUUCUGGAGUACCGGUGGCCGACUGGAGUGGUCUGCCGCAAGACAUACAGUUCUACCUGGGUUACUUCUGCGAGAACAUCACCAACUUCCACUACUGCCUUGCCACCGACGCCGAGAACUUCUUCCACGCAGUGUUGCCCGUGUUGGCCAUGAGGAACGAGUCCCUGCUCUAUGCGGUUGUUGCCUUUGCCGCAUACCACCAUAUGCAGCGCGACCCGACGGCAAACAUGCAGAAGUUUCUCUUCUACUACGACCGCAGCGUGAAGCUGCUUCUCAGCUUCCUGAAGCGAAAGGAAAGGCAUAACCUCGGCACGCUGUUGACAAUUUUGCAGCUGGCAACGAUAGAGGAAUAUUUGGGAGACUGGGUCAACCUGAUGGGUCACCAGAGAGCAGCCCUGGAGGUGCUUACGCAGCUCUUCACGCCCGAGACGGCCAUGAGCAGCCCGACCAGCCGAGCGAUACUUCAUUGGUAUGCACGAUUCGACGUCUUCGUUGGGCUUCGGGGCGGAUUCGAGACGGCUCUACCGCGUGCCUGGUUUGCGGUACCGACCGACUUCUACAAGGCACAGGGGACCAGCGAGCCGGACAACUUGGGAUGGAAGAUGGAGGAGUGGUCGGCCAAGCUACGACUGAUCUCGUGGGAGAUGUCUGUCUUGGUGGCGCGACGCAAUGGCCGAGAAAAGCAGGACCAGCUCCAGGAGGCCGAGGUGCAGCAGCAAAAGAUGGCCUUCUUCCAGGAGCACAUGCGCAUUCUGGGGGCACUGCACGAAUGGAAGGCCGGCCUGGACGUCAUCCUCCGCGAUGCGGCCGAGAACGGCGAGAAGACGGACCAGAAGGGACAGCCGGGACAACACACACUGCUGGUGACAGACUUCCAGCACGCACAGCCGCUGGGCGAAGACGACAUUAUCAACCCGUACCAGGUCGGCCUUCUGUUUUACCCGCCGCUCUUCGCAGGCACGCUCAUGACGUGCGAGUGGCAAUCGAUUGUGCUCAUGCACGAGAUGCAAGCUGCCCAGAUGGCUACGGCUGCAGGAGGAAAUCCAGGCGGAGGCCUGAGCGGUUUAGCCGAAGAAGGGCUGGCAGACGGCGCAGAAGGGCUGGCAGAGGACAACAGCAGCCGGAGCAGCAGCAGCAGCAGGGUCGCAAUAGAUUCUGGCGAGCAGCCUGCAGCAGCUCUGGCCCGACUUGCCCAGCUGGCAUUCGGGGCCUGCCAGAUCUUUGAGACAGUGGAACGCUGGCCAGCAAGUCCGCCUGGGGUCGUGAUCGCCCUGCAGGCUUCAGUGGCCAUUGCGGCACUGUUCCUUCCGCGAGACAGCCGGCAUCGGAUGUGGAUUCGACGAAAGUUUGCGCUGAUUGAGUCCAUGGGUUAUAUAUUCCCGCCGACAAUGCGCACGCGCAUGGCCGAGCUGCUGCAAGACGCAGCAUGCGCGCACUGGUGGCUGCCGGACGACGAAGGAUUCAGCCCUCUGCUGCAGAGUAUUCGUGCGUUUGCAGACGAGCGCAGUCUGACGGCGGUGGCGGCUCCGAUCGAGAACCUACGCGAGAUCCGGCAUGUCUUUACCAAGAUGCAGCUUGUGGGCAAUGGCGGUGGGUCAGUACCAGAAGCCGGCACAGCCGGACAGCCGGACGACAGUUCUCCGACAGGGGACUCUGACAGCAGCUUCGGAAAUAUGCGACACGACAAGGGGAAGGGAGUCAGGUGGUGA